Molecule: messenger RNA, 351 nt
Organism: Purpureocillium takamizusanense
Lineage: Eukaryota; Fungi; Ascomycota; Sordariomycetes; Hypocreales; Ophiocordycipitaceae
Exons: 2
Coding region: 1-351 (116 amino acids)
Source: RefSeq, a predicted model, not a curated record
AUGUGGCGCCUCGCUCUCCUCGUCGCCCUCGUGUGCGCCGCCCUCGUCGCCGCCGCCACCUCCGUCGACACCAUCACAGCCUCGCCUGCCACGUCACUCUCCGUCGCAUGGACCAAUUCGCAGACCAGGCUCGCCAGCCAAACCUCCCAAAGCGUGUCCGUCGUCGCGCUCUCAGAACCGCUUUCCAAUGGAACCACACACUUCUCAUCCACCGCCGUGCUACCGACUGCCCGACCCAAUUCCACAACAUCUCGUUCCACGCAGGUAACUGGAGGCGCUAUCCCGCAGCAGAUGCAGGCUUCCAUGGCCGGCCUGCUGGGGUUCUGCAUCAUGGGGCUGGUCAUGUUAUAG